This is a messenger RNA of Aethina tumida (small hive beetle), 2893 nucleotides long. It is a transcript of the gene Sec3, whose product is annotated as exocyst complex component 1. The coding region runs from base 109 to 2631 and encodes 840 amino acids. Gene Ontology annotation, biological process: exocytosis; Golgi to plasma membrane transport. Gene Ontology annotation, cellular component: plasma membrane; exocyst. The record is from RefSeq and is a predicted model, not a curated record. Gene Ontology annotation, molecular function: phosphatidylinositol-4,5-bisphosphate binding. The transcript is spliced from 9 exons. Lineage: Eukaryota; Metazoa; Arthropoda; Insecta; Coleoptera; Nitidulidae.
AUGUUGGUAUUUUUUUUUGACAAGAGGGUGUUUCUAACCUAAAACCAAAAUAUAAAUAUCAUUGUUGAAUAUGUUUAAUAACAAUUGCUAAAUCAAAACACGUACAGGAUGACGUCCAUAGGACGUACUUUACAGCAGGAAUUAUUUUUACCUGGCGAGGAAAGGUUAAUAACCUGCUGCCAUGUUAGUAAAUACCUUAAGAAAAAGAAAACUUCGUUUUUAUGUAUAGUUAGUUCUACCAGUGUCCCCAUUAACAUCUCUAUAGUUCAAGUUAAACAAACUGAUAAACAAGUUUAUAAGAAAAAAAGAAGUUGGGCACUGGCUGAGCUGAAAUCAGUUGAUGGACAUGAUACUUCCAAUGACACCCUUGAAUUUGAUUUAACAUUUGAUAAAGUAUAUCGAUGGGUAGCUUCUAAUGCAAGAGAAAGGCAAGCUUUUAUUCACAACUUAUGGAAACAAUCUUCAAAACAUAUUAUGAAAGAUAAGCCAAUUUUUAAAGGUAUUCAGGAAUCCUGGAUCAAGGAAGAUGUUAUGACACCUGAAAUAACUUUUGAAACUUCACCUCUAUUAACAAUGGAUAAUGAUUAUUCUGAGGAUUUUCAAGCCAUAACUGAAAAAGAACAAUAUGAUCUGUCAAGAUUGAUGAAUAGCUGUGACUUUGCUGUCAGUAAUGCUGAGGCAUUUAUGGAAAAAUUGGCAAGAGAUUUAUCUUUAUUGGAUGGUGAAAAUGUUCAGUCAGUUAUUGGUGCUGAGGAGCAAAUUGAAUCUUUAAUGGAACAAUUGGAAACUGCAAUUAAUGAAGCAGAUAAUCUUGAACAGAAAUUAAAUUCAUAUGAUGAAAUUCUUUGCAAUGUCAGAGAGACUAUGGAAAAAAUGGAAAAGAAAAAUGAAAUGAUAUCAAUUAUGACAAAGAAUGAUCAAUUACUGUUAAGUGAAUUAGAAGGCAUUGUGACAAAACUCAAUUUGGAUAGAAAACAUCAAGAAAUUUUAGAAGAUACUGAUUUCCAAUCACCUGGUGCUUUAAAAGCUGCAAUUGAAGCUGGAAAUGCCUUAAAAGUGGCAAUGAAUUGUGAUGUAAAUAAAGCUUUAUUGCAAAUGAAAGCAAUAGAAGAUCAGAGAAAAAAGUAUGAUAAAUUGAAAAGCAAGUUCUCUAUUAACAUAAGUAGACAAUUAAAUAAUCUUUUCAUCCAUUAUGGAAAUCAUAAAGGUGAAGGUGACAAAGAUGGAUUGAUUUUGCCACAACACAGUGGUGUUCAUAAAGAAUUAAGGCCUUACACAGAAUUAAUGCACUGGAUGAAAGUGAUGGAUAAAAAAGCUUAUGAGCAGAUGAAAAAGGUGUACACAGAAUCAUUAGGAAAAUUGUACAACAGAGACCUAAAAAACUUAUUUGACACAGCAAAGGAAAAAAUACCUAUAGCUGGUUUAGCAACAACUCCAACAACUUUAAUUGGUCUAGAUCGUGACCAGUGGACUUUAGAAGCUAAUUCUCAGGACAGAAAGAAGUAUGAUAGUGUUCUGGAACAAGUCUUGACACAAUUGGAGCCAGUAUUUAUUCAGGAACAACAAUUUUGUGUGAAUUUUUUCCAGCUGGAUGUUAUUAACACAAGCUCAAAAAACACACUAACAACUUUGGAUGGACAAGAUUCAGACACAGGGAUUGUGUCACAAAAGAAAGCUGAAAAGCAAAUCAAUGAAGAUGUACGGAAUAUGAUGAGUAGCUUGUUUUCUUGUUUAAAAAUAGAAUUGGAUGGUUUAAUAGAUCAUAUAAAAAAGCAAGAUAGCUUCUACUGCAUGUAUGUUCUUGUAAGAUUAAAUCAGCAUGUAAUGUCAGCACAAAGCUCAUUUUUAAGUAAUAUUUUUGGAUCAGAAUUGAUUGAAGUUAAAAGAUCAUUGGAUCAGUUUAUGCAAAUGCAAAUAGAUUCAAUACGCGAGUGUCGUUUGGCAAGAAAAUCAAAAUGUGGUAUAUUACCUUAUGUUUCAAAUCUUGAGGAGUUUGCUGUUAAUGCUGAGGGUCUACUUAAAAGUGACAGGAGGGCUGAUUUAGAAAAGUGGUAUAUCAGGCUAGUAGAUACGAUGAUUGAAUAUAUUUCUACACAUUCAAUUGAUCAAAAAACUCCUCAACAAGUCAUUAAAAUGGAAAAUUAUCAUCAUUUAUAUUCAUUACUAUCACAAUUAAAAAUAUCAGUUUUGGAUUCUCAAAGAAAAGAAGCAAAACAAAGAUAUAACGACUCUUUGCAAGGAUAUGUAACGUUGUAUUUUGGACAACCAUUGGAAAAACUGAAUACAUUCUUUGAAGGAGUACAAGCAAGGGUAGCCAGUGGAGUUAAAGCUUCAGAAGUAAGCUAUCAAUUAGCAUUUAGUAAACAAGAAUUAAGAAAAGUUAUUAGCCAGUACCCAGGAAGCACUGUUAAAAAGGGUUUAGAAGCCCUGUAUAAGAAAGUGGAAAAACAUUUAUCUGAAGAAGGCAAUCUACUUCAAGUUGUAUGGAGAGCCAUGCAGGAAGAAUUCAUCAGACAGUAUAAAAAUUUGGAAGAUCUGAUUCAGCAAUGUUAUCCAGGUGCUAUGGUUACCUUAGAAUUUACAAUACAAGAUAUACUACAAUUUUUUUCUGAUAUUGCAAGGUCACAUUAAUUUAUUUCUGUGUAGGUCUACAACACAUCAUAUAUAUAUAUAUUAACAGUAUUCAGGAUCUUUUGUCACUUAUAUUUUAAUUAAAAAUUUUACUAAAAAAUAUAUUUGGACUGUGUUUUCUAAACUAAAAGUGAUGUAUUGUAUGAUCUCCAGUAAUAAAAGUUGUUUUGUUAUAACAUACCAUGUAAGAAAUAAAUAUAUUUAUUUUAGUAACAGGUACAUAUAAAUAAACAUAAAUUAUUCAAUAACAAAAAUAAUUAAA